UCUCCUCUCCCCCACUCGGCCACUCCUAUCCAUCUCUCUCUCUCUCUCUCUUAAGUGCUCCAACUACCCGGCAGCAACCCCACCACCGCCCCCGCGAGCCUUCCGGAACACGGCAUCGGGACGGGAGGAAGGGGAACCCUAGGCGCUGCGCCGGAGCUUCGACCGAGGGGGGAGUGGCCUAGACCGACGAUGCGCGCCCGGUGACCUGCGCGGGCGUUGGCAGCGGCGGGUGAUUUACGGGCGGAUGGCGGUGGCGGCGGAGGGCGGCGGGCCUGCCGCGGCGGUGGAGGAGGGCGUGGGGGAGAGCUCGUCCCCGCCGCGCGACGCGCCGCCCGCGCCCGCGCCGGCCCCGUCGGGCGGGAGCGGGGGCGGGGGCGGGGCCGGAGGCGGGGGUGCGUCCCGCGACAUCUGCGCCGAGGUGUUCGAGCGGCUCGUCGCCGACGGCAACGACGAGGCGGCGGGGCCCGACUUCCGCGCCCAGCUCGACGCCCAUUUCGCGCGGCUCCCGUACAGCUAUCAACUUGAUAUCAAUGUCGACAAAUCAGCAGAUGUCCUAGUCCAUCAGAAGGUCUUGGCAGAAGCAAAGGAUCCUCUGAGGCGCCCUGCGUUCCGUGUCCGUUUCUUGAGGAUUGAAGACAUGGACUCAACAUAUGAUUCUGAUGCAUCCGACGAAGUUGCUGAUGACGGUGAUGAUCUUUCUGUAAGGCAGGACACACCAUACACGCAUAUUCAUGAGAUAGUUUUCUCCACAAUUGACAAGCCAAAGCUCCUUAGUCAGCUGUCUGCCUUGCUAUCAGAUAUUGGACUGAACAUCAGGGAAGCACAUGUUUUCUCUACUGCUGAUGGCUAUUCUCUUGAUGUUUUUGUUGUUGAUGGUUGGCCCAUUGAGGAUACUGAUGGUUUGCAUAAGGCACUUGAAGCAUCCGUUUUAAGGAAUGAGGGUUCAUGGUCUGGUUCAUCUCACUCCUCAGCUGCGGAAAGAACACUGCCAUUCCAGGUAAAAGGUGGCGAAUGGGAAAUUGACAAAAGACUUCUGAAGAUGGGAGAUAUGAUUGCUUCUGGUUCUUGUGGAGACUUGUUUCAUGGGACUUACUUCGGUGAGGAUGUUGCUGUUAAAGUUUUAAAGGCUGAGCAUUUGAAUAAGAAUGUUUGGAAUGAGUUUACACAAGAAGUAUAUAUUCUAAGGGAAGUUUGCCAUACCAAUGUUGUGCGGUUCAUUGGUGCAUGCACAAAACCACCAAAAUUUUGCAUAAUUACAGAAUACAUGUCUGGAGGAAGCCUGUAUGAUUUUGUGCACAAACAGCGUAAUGUCUUGGAUCUCCCAACUCUAUUGAAGUUUGCAUGUGAUGUAUGCCGAGGGAUGUGUUACCUGCAUCAGAGGGGUAUCAUUCAUAGAGACUUGAAGACAGCGAACCUUCUAAUGGACAAAGAUCAUGUCGUGAAAGUGGCAGACUUUGGUGUAGCUCGGUUCCAGGAUCAAGGAGGUAUCAUGACAGCUGAAACUGGAACAUACAGAUGGAUGGCUCCUGAGGUCAUAAAUCAUCAGCCCUAUGAUAACAAAGCAGAUGUGUUCAGUUUCGCUAUUGUGCUUUGGGAACUAAUAGCGUCCAAGAUUCCAUACGAUACCAUGACCCCUCUGCAAGCUGCUGUAGGUGUGAGACAGGGAUUGCGGCCAGGACUGCCAGAAAAUACACAUCCCAAGCUGUUAGACUUGCUGCAGAGAUGCUGGGAAACCAUCCCAUCAAACCGGCCUUCUUUCCCAGAUAUCUUAACUGAGCUAGAGGAUCUUCUGGCAGAAGUUCAGGGAACUUUAGGGGAGACGAGUGAACGGCCAAAAGAUGUCUCCACCUCGGCAAACUGACCUCUGCACAUACCUGACAUUUUUCUCAUUCUCCAAAUGGCCUAUUUAUUAGGAUCCGGAUAACUAAUGUUGAGGAACGUAGCAUAUCAUUUUUGGUUUUGUUUUGCGUUUUGUUAUAUACAUUUUGAACAAUCACCAUGGGGCAUAGUAUUAUUUUUUCAGCCCAUUUCUCAUUGUUAUUAUACAGAGGAAGUUGUUUGUUGUCGUAACUCAGAUAUGUUGUUUGCACUAGAUUUACUGAAGGAUGUUACAUCUUGCCUGUUUUA
Molecule: messenger RNA, 2127 nt
Organism: Brachypodium distachyon (stiff brome)
Lineage: Eukaryota; Viridiplantae; Streptophyta; Magnoliopsida; Poales; Poaceae
Product: serine/threonine-protein kinase STY46
Exons: 15
Coding region: 245-1861 (538 amino acids)
Biological process (GO): protein phosphorylation
Molecular function (GO): ATP binding; protein kinase activity
Source: RefSeq, a predicted model, not a curated record